AUGACUAUGAGAGCCAAACAUCCGGAACAUCGUGCCCUGAAAAGGCGCAAACUCGCCCAUAAGGAUCCUGACGGCGAUUCUAAUACUUCUGAAGAAGCAUCCAGUUCUGAUGAAGGCCCCCAACUUGUUAAUCAAAAUGCCAAACCUAGACCAUCAAGUCAUUCAGAUUUCAAGCCUAAAUUAAAUGGAACAACGUCCAAAAACCUGAACAUCAUGCCUACCGGAGGAAUCAACAAGUCUUCUGUGCUUAGCUUGCAAGUAACUGAACUAAGCCAGGAGACAAAACCAAAUUAUGAGAAGCUACAGAGUAAAUGGCUAGUUGUGGUCAACAAGCUGGAAUCCAUCAUCAGACAAACACCGCAACGCCCUCCUGUCACCGCUAUUGAAGCUCUAAAGUCGUUCAGAAAGAAAGGCAUCAACAUACCAUUUCCCAGACCUCAUCCCACUAAGGAAACAAACUACAAAUUUGAAUUUAUACCUCCAAGUCAGAUCCUGGUUGGCGGUGCACUAGCGAAGGGCCUCAGCAUCAAAGCCGAAAACUUCAUCGACUUGAAGGUGCUGUUGCCAGAUACCGUUCUUCAGGAUAAGGACUAUCUGAACAACAGGGCAUUCCAUAAAGCGGCAUUCCACCUUGCUUGCGUUGCCCUCGAGAUAAAGAAUACCGCAGGCGAGGAUUUCGAUCUCUCAUUCAUAAAUGCUGACGGUGUCGACCUCCGGCCGAUCCUCCUCGUAACUCCGAAGGAAACGCAGCUUUCGAAAUUUGAAUUCCGGAUCUCAUUUGAAUUGCCUAGCAGCGCAAUUCCCUUGGACAGAACUUCCCCAACUAAGAAUUGUUUGCGGCAGCCGUCAGCAAAUGAGGAGGGGGGCGGUUGUGGUCAACAACCUACACCAUUCUACAAUAGCUGUCUUCGAUCUGCCGCGUCUGUCGUGGAAAAUGACAAUACACUGGAGAGUGUUAGAAGUUCGGCAUUCGACGAUGCGUGUCGCAUUGGUCAAAUAUGGCUGCAUCAAAGGGGAUUCUCAAGUCCUACAACGGCUGGGGGCUUCGGAUACUCGGAAUGGGCCCUCAUGUGCGCUCUUCUGCUUCGUGGGGGUGGGAUUCGGGGCCACCCACUAUUCUCCAAGCAGUAUAGCAGCUUGCAGUUCUUCAAAGCAAUGCUUCAGGUAUUGGCUGGCCGUGAUUUGAGAGAUCCUUUGGUAGUAGGUAGCGUUGGUGUUGAAAUUCCCCGUUCGAACCUACCAGUCCUGUUCGAUGCUGCAACAGGUGUCAACGUUCUGUUCAAAAUGGGUUCAUGGUCCUACCAAUCUUUACGGCGUCAUGCGCAAAUAUCCUUGGCAGCCGUGAACGGAAAGCAUCCCGACAACUUUGAGUCAGUCUUCGUGUUGCGUGUUGUGGAGCCUUCAUUACAAUAUGAUGAAAUACUCUCGGUCAGAUUGCCUUCGGAAAACCUGCACACGACGUCAGAGCAGCGACGUUAUCUCGAAAAAUUGCACGGUGCAUUAGUCCGAGGCCUCGGUGAUCGAGUUUCAUUCAUCGACUUCAAGUUGCCUGAAGAACAGCGUUGGGCAGCGAAGCAAGAUUCGUCAUCUGGCGAGGAUUGCCUACUGGAGAUUGGUCUCCUCACGAAUCCCGAGAACGUUGCACGUCUCGUCGAUCGUGGCCCUUCUGCAGAGGAACCUGACGAGGCUGCAGAGUUCCAGGAGUUUUGGGGUGAGAAGGCCGAGCGCCGCCGCUUCAAGGAUGGAAGCAUCACCGAGAGUCUUGUCUGGACCUCUGGAACUCCAGUAACAUUGCAAAUCGUUAGACACCUGUGUUCGCAUCAUUUCAAAUUACUCCCAAGCUCAGUCUCGUUGACCAGUCGAGACCUCGAGCCCAGCAUUUUAACCUACGAUCCAUCCCUGGGUGCGAAGGAUGCGUACAGACUCAUUAACAAUGCCUACCAAGCCCUGGCAUCGACCUUGCACGGCCUCGAAGAUUUACCGUUGCCUAUUCGCUCAAUCUCACCGUCGGGUGCUGCUCUUCGGUCCUCCACAACCAAUCAUCCGCUAUUGCCAUCAGCAGCAGAGCCAAUCGACAUCCUUAUCCAAUUUGACUCCUCGACGAGAUGGCCGGACUCACUCUCGGCCAUCCAGCACACGAAAAUCGCUUUCCUCCUGAAACUUGCAGAGCUCCUCUCUGCCUCCGACCCCAACAUCACUACGCGUGUCGGUCUCGAAAACACAGAGUCAGCAGCGAGCGGCCACUUCAACACAUCAUUCCUCGAUAUCAUCACUCCAUCCCCCGCCCCCGGCCUCUCACCAAUAUGCUUCCGCACCCGCAUCUACCACGACCGCGAGGAACAUCUUCUGCAGACUGCUCUGCAAGAAAAGUCAUUGCACGGCUCUGUCCGCGAUUCCCUCACAUCUGCCCUUGUAGCGUACAAACGGACAUUCAUCGCCGCACCGAUCCACACGACGGCAAUCCGCAAUCUGUGCACCCGGUUCCCGCCCCUCUCGAGCACGAUCCGCCUGCUCAAGAAAUGGGUCUCGUCUCACCUCCUCCUGCACCAUCUCUCCGAAGAAAUUCUCGAGGUCAUCGCCGCGCAAGUUUUCCUGCAUCCCGCCCCGUGGGUAACGCCAGGAUCCUCCACGACCGCCUUUUUCCGAUGUCUCCAUCUGCUAUCACGGUUCGACUUCGCGUUAGCGCCGUUGGUCGCUGAUCUGAGUCUCUCGCAGGAUAUGCCCGCGGCGCAGACGGAUGAGAUGAUGACGCGGUUCCAGGCGUGGCGGAAGCUCGAUCCAGGGCUGAAUAACGUGGUUUGGUUCGUGGGCACAAGCCUCGACCCGACGGGGACGGUGUGGACGCAGGGCUCCCGGCCAGAACGGGUUGUUGCAGUUCGAGUGCGAGCAUUGGCUAGUGCGGCGGUGGAGAUGUUAAAGUCAGGGGGGACGAGGAUGAGUGAUGAAGACUGGGCUGCGCUGUUCCUCAGUCCGCUGGACGAUUUUGAUUUCAGGAUCUAUCUCAAGCCGUCGGUCGUGAAACAUCACGCUGAUGCGCGGUUGAAAUCAGGGCGUCGGGAAGACCGUGUAGUCUACAAGAAUCUUCAACUCGAGCAGGCGCUUGACGUCGAGGCGAUUGGUCACGACGCUGUGAGACUGUUCGUGGAGGACUUGGAGGCCGCUUUUGGAUCGACUGCUUUGUUCUUUCACGACAGCUAUGGUGGAGAUGUUAUUGCUGGGAUGUGGAAGCCAGUGGUGUUGGGUCGGAAGGAGUGGCGAGUCCGGCUGGGAUGGUCAAGUGUACCUGUCCCGGUCGCAGAGGGGCAAGAAGAUGGGAAACAACAGUGUUUGUUCAACGAACGGGCCGUUCUGGCAGAAAUAAGUACUUUAGGAGAAGGGCUCAUCAAGCAUAUCAAGAUCAAAGGUCAAUAG
Molecule: messenger RNA, 3411 nt
Organism: Exophiala aquamarina CBS 119918
Lineage: Eukaryota; Fungi; Ascomycota; Eurotiomycetes; Chaetothyriales; Herpotrichiellaceae
Exons: 1
Coding region: 1-3411 (1136 amino acids)
Biological process (GO): rRNA processing; tRNA export from nucleus
Cellular component (GO): CURI complex; UTP-C complex; small-subunit processome
Source: RefSeq, a predicted model, not a curated record